UAUAGGCUAGGCUAUUUCCUGCAGUCAAUCGCUGGCCGCAAAAUGUUGUUGUACGCGGCUGUCUUGGUGACGGUGCUCAGUUUCGCCGCUGCUAGUGAGAAGAAAGUGGUCUGCUACCACGGGACAUGGGCCACGUAUAGAUCGGGGCUGGGCCAGUUCGACGUGACGGACAUCGACCCGCAUCUCUGCACUCACGUCAUAUACUCCUUCGUGGGCAUCAAUGAUCAGGGAGAGGUCAUAUCGCUCGACCCCUAUGUGGACCUGCCCAGCGGUAAAAAUGCUUUCAGGAACUUUAAUGCUCUGAAAAAGAUAAAUCCAAAACUAAAAACCUUACUUGCUGUCGGAGGAUGGAACGAGGGAUCAUCGAAAUAUUCAACUAUGGCCGCUGACGCGAGUUUGCGUGCGAACUUCGUGAAGAGCGCCCUGAACAUGGUGCUGACAUACGGCUUCGACGGCUUUGACCUGGACUGGGAAUAUCCCGCGCGACGAGACACCACCCACGGUGAUGCUGAUGUAGAUAACUUUACCACGUUGAUCAAGGAACUGAGGGUACAGUUCGACAAAUAUGGCCUGUUGCUAUCUGCAGCCGUGUCACCUACUAGCGCCACCGCGUCGCUGUCCUAUGAUAUUCCAAGCAUUUCCAAGUACUUGGACUUCAUUAACGUGAUGACGUAUGACAUGUACGGUCCCUGGGAAGCCGUGGUGCUCCAUAACUCGCCGCUGCAUCGGGGAGAGGGUCAGGAAAAUGAGGCGAGGGAAGACGUCAACUCCGCUGAUGUGUCCCUGGACUACUGGUUGAGUCAAGGCUGUCCACCUGAGAAGUUGCUGAUGGGCGUACCGUUCUAUGGACACACGUUCAAGUUGGCCGACGCUUCGCAGAGUUCUGUAGGCGCUCCGUCUGCUGGCGCCGGCAUCGCGGGGCCCUUCACGCAGGAAGCGGGCAUUAUUGGGUAUAACGAGUUCUGCGACAUGUUACAAACCCAGUCGUGGGACGUUCGCUACGACCCCAAAGCCAAGGUACCUUACGCCGUCCUUGGCAACGACUGGGUGUCAUACGACGAUGUGGACUCCAUGGCCAAGAAGGUCGAAUAUGCUAUCAGCCGUGGCAUAGGCGGUGUCAUGUUAUGGAGCAUAGAGACUGAUGACUUCCACGGCAUCUGCGGGGAGAAGUUCCCUCUACUGAACACCAUCAACCGAGUGAUGGCAAACCAAAUACCGACUACGAAGCCAACGGUUGCUCCUUCUACUGCUAAGCCAACGGUUGCCAGUUCAACUUCUACGACGAAUAAGCCAUCCAGUACAGUUUCAACCACUGCUUCUAUCUCAGGUAUCUGCAGCAAGCUCGGACCAACACGGAAUCCGGCUGACUGCUCGACCUACUACAUGUGCGUGUACGACCGCUCAGGAGGCAUCUCCCCAAUUCUCAUGCACUGCCCCAAAUAUACUUACUGGGACCAGAAGCACCUCUACUGCAAUUAUCUACAUGAAACUGAUUGUAAAGUUUAGAUGGUCAUAUACUUACGUACCUUGUUACCCUAUCUAUUACUUCAUAUCACAUUAGUGUUUAAUCAUGGACGAAUUAUAUAUUAGGUACAUGUAUGAUUUCUCUUUGUUAGUAUUUUUGUAUUAAAUUUUGUAUGUUUGUUACUUUUUCAGUCAAAAAAUUACUAGAAUAAAUUAAUUGAUCAAAAUAGUAGUAGUCAAAAAUAGACAUAGAUUAACUUUUAUCUUACGCAGAUUUAUAUUUUAAUAAUGUCGUUUAGAUUGGAAUCCACAUUAUUAUUAUAUUCAGUUCAAAUUUUUGUAAAAACAUUUGCGGGUAGUCUGAUUUUUAGCCUGGAUUCACGGUUUUGACUUUGACAAUUAGUAUUCCGAUUA
Messenger RNA from Aricia agestis (brown argus), 1878 nucleotides. Its product is annotated as chitinase-3-like protein 1. The transcript has 9 exons. The coding region runs from base 43 to 1506 and encodes 487 amino acids. Gene Ontology annotation, cellular component: extracellular region. The record is from RefSeq and is a predicted model, not a curated record. NCBI's taxonomy places the organism in Eukaryota, Metazoa, Arthropoda, Insecta, Lepidoptera, Lycaenidae. Gene Ontology annotation, biological process: carbohydrate metabolic process; chitin catabolic process. Gene Ontology annotation, molecular function: chitinase activity; chitin binding.